Messenger RNA from Daldinia vernicosa, 1839 nucleotides. Its product is annotated as HET-domain-containing protein. The transcript has 3 exons. NCBI's taxonomy places the organism in Eukaryota, Fungi, Ascomycota, Sordariomycetes, Xylariales, Hypoxylaceae. Bases 1 to 1839 code for a protein of 612 amino acids. The record is from RefSeq and is a predicted model, not a curated record.
AUGGAUUCAUGUACUACAUGCCGCAACCUGGAACCUUUACCAGGACUUUCUGGAGGUUUCAUAACCGGUGGCACGGGUCAUGAGCUAGAGAGCUCAGCGCCCACUUGUCAGCUUUGCUCGAUUCUUUGGGAAGGCCUGGAAGCCUUCUGCCUAGUGAGCCCGGGGACAGUUCAGUGGAUCGUGUUGCGUCAGGAAGAAGGUCCAUUCCGCCUUCAGUAUAAGCAGUCACCCGAAGACAAAGCAUGGGUAGGCCUUCAUUACUAUACUAAAGACGCGCACGACCCGUUAUCAGGUACUUUCAAACCGAGCAGCGACCUUGAGCCGAAUACCGCAUCUGAGAAGUACCUUUCACAAAUGAAAAGUUGGGUUACCCAUUGCAACGACAAGCAUGAUAUCUGUAGAAGCCGCCUGAGCGACUAUCUUCCCACCAGAGUGCUAGAUGUGUCGCGAGAUCAAGACUAUGCCUUCGUAUAUGAGCCGGUCAAGACCGAUAAGGGCCCUUAUACAGCUCUGAGCCAUUGCUGGGGAGGCAUUGUCCCCUCUAUGACGACGGCCGAAACGCUAGGUAAAAAUAAAGAGGGGAUAUCGAUCGAGUCGUUACCAAGGACAUUCCAGGAUGCGAUAUAUAUUACACGACAGCUUCAAUGUCGCUAUCUUUGGAUCGAUUCUCUUUGUAUUAUCCAAGAUAGCCUGGAAGACUGGAUAAACGAAGCCUCACAUAUGGCAGACGUGUACGGUAAUUCGUAUGUCACUAUCGCAGCAACCGCAUCAGCCGACAGUAGUGGUGGCUUAUUCUAUCGACAUGACAUACUAGAUGCUCGACACACUACCGAACGACGUCUUACAACAGGCCUGCCUACCACCGUGAAUGUGCGCCCAGCACUGGAACAUACACCAUACUUUGCCAACACCCAUUACGGCCUAGAUUCCUCGACACGAGCGCCUUUGCUCGAACGAUCUUGGUGUUUCCAGGAGUAUCUUCUAUCCCCACGCGUAUUGUCAUUUACGCAGUGGGAGAUACUUUGGGUAUGCCUCUCCAAGCGGUGCUGCAACUGCGGGGAGUAUACUGAGAACACGCGUGAAGUUGUCUCCUCGAGUGAUCUAAAGGCCAGAUUUGACACCCAGCUUCGCGGUGGCUCGUUGAAGGCCUUAUACCGACUAUGGGAAGAUAUAAUGGAAGCUUAUCUACUUAAGGGAAUAACAUACGACACAGACAGAUUGCCUGCCUUGGCGGGAAUAGCGCAACCAUUCUACGAAAGGGGUCUCGGCCGAUAUGUGAAUGGUUUAUGGGAGACAACCUUACUUUCCGAUCUAUUUUGGGAAGCUAGUGCAUCGUUUGGCACGAAUUAUAGUAUUAUUUCGAAACGUAAUACUAGUAAAGAGGUUCCAUCGUGGUCAUGGGUAUCAGUGUCCGGAUCAUUUCGAUACGCACCCAGCACACGUGUACUUGAGGGUAUUGAAAUACUUCAUAUCUCAUACGACCCAGAAAUAUCUAGGCCUCUUGCGAAGAUCUGUGCUAAGAAUAUAACCAUUCGAGGGUUAUUAUACCGGGCCCGUGCCUGGGUUCCAUUCGACUAUCAGAAGAACAUACUCGACCCUCGGCGGCGGAUUCAAGCCGCAGAGACUCAAGAGAAGAAUUGGUAUGUUGACGUAACGUCGGAACUAACUUGUGAUGCCGAGAGUCCAAUGGAUGUUUAUAUUCUUCGCGGUACAAAGGGCCCAGGACUGGUCCUUCGUCUUGUCGAAGGGACGGAGUCUAUAUAUCGGAGGCUAGGUAUGAUAGAUCGGUUUCCGCCUGGAUUAAUUGAGCAGGAGCCUACGAUCAUUCAAUUAGUAUAA